Molecule: messenger RNA, 6361 nt
Organism: Neofelis nebulosa (Clouded leopard)
Lineage: Eukaryota; Metazoa; Chordata; Mammalia; Carnivora; Felidae
Exons: 5
Coding region: 4669-5271 (200 amino acids)
Source: RefSeq, a predicted model, not a curated record
GAUUUCUUCACAGUGAUUUUGUAUCCUGCACUUUUACUGAAUUCACUUGUCAGAUGUAGUAAUUUUUUGGUAGAGUCUUUCAGGUUUUCUGUGUGUCAGUUAAUUGCUAUAUUUAGCUGUUAUUUAGUUAAUUGCUAUAUUUAGUGUAUUCUGUGCUGGGACAUCCAGGUUACAAAAGUGUCUACUUGAAAAGGUGGGCCUCAAAAAGUCUAAUUUUCUUUCUGUGGAAUCCUAUCUUUGAGAAGAGAGUAAUUGCCCUAUAAUUAAAUAAUUACUCCCUAUUUCAUCAGCUAAGACUAAAUAUGUAUUCUACAUUUUACUAAAGAAUCAUAUAUUUUAUUAUUUCACAAGCUUCUCUGUACAAGUUUUAAAUAGAACAUUUAUUGUGCAGAGAGGGUGAAUGUUUUAUAGGGGAAAACUAUUUCUAGUUCUCUACUUACUUUCCUAUUGUCCCUAUUAACUGUGUCUCUUUCUCUCUCUCUCUCUCUCUCUCUCUCUCUCUCUCUCUCUCUCUCUCUCGCUUUCCAGUGUCUCUUAAGGGAAAAUGAUUUGCCAUUCCAUUUGAUCAAUUAUAAGAUAUUGGUUGUCAUCAUACUAUACAUAGAAAACUUAAACUCUAAAGGCUCCACUAAAAAACUCCUAGAAGAAAUAAAUUGAUUCAGUAAAGUUGCAGAAUAUAAAGUUAAUAGCCAGACAUUGGUAGUGUUUCUAUACACUAAUAACAAAAGUAGCAGAAAGAGAAAUUAAGAAAACAAUUCCAUUUAUAAUUGUACCAAAAAUAAUAAGAUACCUAGGACUAAAUUUAACCAAGGAGGCGAAAGAACCCUACUCUGAAAACUAUAAAACAUUGAUGACAGAAUUUGAAGAAGACACAAACAGAAGGAUAUUCCAUGUUUGUGGAUUGGAAGGGUUCAUAAUUGUACAGUAUCCAGACUACUACCCAAAUUGAUCUAUAGAUUUGAUGUAAUCCCUAUCAAAAUACCAACAGCAUAUUUCACAGAACUAGAAAAAAAUAAUCCUAAAAUUUAUGUAGAACCACAAAAGACCCAGAAUAGCCAAAGCAGUCUUGAGAAAGAAAAACAAAAUUGGUGGUAUCACAAUUCGAGAUUUGAAGAUAUACUACAAAGCUGUAGUAAUCAAAGCAGUCUGGUACUGACACAAACAUAGACACAUAGAUCAAUGGAACAGAAUAGAUCCCAGAAAUAAACCCAUGCUUAUAUGGUCAAUUACUCUGUGUCAAGGGAGGCAAGAAUAUACAGUGGGAAAAACAGUUUCUUCAACAAAUGGUGUUGGGAAAACUGGACAGCUCCCUGCAAAGGAAUGAAACAUUCUUACACCAUACACAAAAAUAAACCAAAAUGGCUUAAGACCUAAAUGUGAGACCUGAAACCACAAAACUCCUGGAAGAGAAAAUAGGCAAUAAUUUCUCUGACAUCAGCCAUAGCAGUAUUUUUAUAUAUAUGUCUCCUGAAACAAGGGAAACAAAAGCAAAAAUAAACUGUUGAGACACAUAAAAAUAAAAAGCUUUUGUAUGGUGAAGAAAACCAUCAAGAAAAGAGGCAAGCUACUAAAUGGAAGAAGAUAGUUGCAAAUGAUAUAUCUGAUAAUGGGUCAAUAUCCAAAAUAUAUAUAAAGAGCUUAUAUAACUAAAUACCAAAAUCACAGUCUGGUUAAAAAAUGAGCAGAAGACCUGAAUAGACAUUUUCCCAGAGAAGACAUCCAGAUGGCCAACAGACACAUGAAAAGAUGCUCAACAUCACUUAUUAUCAGGGAAAUGCAAGUCAAAACGACCAUAAAAUAUCACCUUACACCUGUCAGAAUGGCUAAAAUAAAAAAAGACAAGUUAACAAGUGUUGGUGAGGAUUUGGAGAAAAAGGACUUGUGCACUUGUGCACUUUGGAGAAAAGGACUUGUGCACUGUUGGUAGGAAUGCAAAUUGAUGUAUCCACUGUGGAAAACAGUAGGGAGGUUCCUCGAAAAAUUAAAAAUAAAAAUACUGUAUUCAGUAAUUCCAUUACUGGAUAUUUAUCCAAAGAAAACAGAAACACUAAUUCAAAAACGUAUUUUCACCCCUGUGUCUAUUGCAGCAUUACUUACAACAGCCAAGAAAGAGAAACAACCCAAGUGUCCAUCAAUAGAUGAAUGGGUAAAGAAGGUGUAGAACAAUGGAAUAUUGCUCAGCAUUAAAAAGGAUGAAAUUGCGCCAUUUGUGCCAGCAUGGAUGGACCUAGAAGGACUGCCUUUAUGGGAGAGGAGAGCCAAAUGGCAGGAGGUUUCUCUCCUAGACCAAUUGGCAUGUCCACAGGUUUUGCCCCCUCCAGCCACAGCUUGCUUCCAGCUCUCUCCCUACCUGAAUCAACAGCAGUGCCAGGACGAGCAGGGUGGAGGCUGCGGAUGCCCAGGAACUUACCCUUCAUACAGAGUGAGCUCUUCUGACCGAGAGCUGUAUCCACGAUGCCCAGACAGAACCACGGUGUAUUGUGCUGUCUGCCCUCGCCACAUGGACACCAGGUGCGUCAUGCCUCCUCGAAACAUCUGGUCACUGGCUGUGGCUUACCUACCUCUCAGAAGGUUGCUUCCUGCUCUCCCAGAAACUGUGGACCAGCUCUGGCCUGGCCCAUCCCACACACUUCUCUUCCAUCCGACAGACUUCAACUCUACCUUCUUCAACCAGAUCCACGGCAGACCAGAGGAGUUCAGUCUCCACAACGUUUACCGAGGGCCUGCUAGGUGCCAGGCCUUGGGGCAGACACAGAAGACAUGAUCCCGGACAAGACAGGCUGGCUCCUCCAGCAGCUUUUGUUCUGAAACAGACUGUUGGAGGGACCGUUCUGGACUGGCUUCAAAGCAGCUCAGCCCAAGAGCAAUGUGACAGUGUCUGGCCCCGGGCGUUCUAGAAGCUGCUGUGUGGCAUUCACCCUGGGAUGGCCUGGAGAUGCGGGGAAGUUCUUGCAAGAGGCCCCCACUGAGCAAUGGGAGACAGGAGCCUGGAGGUCAAUGCUCACCCGUUCCAUUCCCUGAGUGGAAAAAUCUGAGCUACAGCCCCUCAGGCUCUUCAGAAGGUCCCUGAGAUUGGUCAUCCAUCACCCAUAACUCAUCCAUCACCCAUAGGUCAUGGGUGCUGAACUGCCCAUCUACCAGAGGUCAUCCAUCGCCUUUCCCACUUUUCCUGUUUCACUCCUCAGGUCCUCUCUCUGGAUCUCUGGGAUCACUUCCCAUAUAAACUACCUUCAGGUAGACCUGUGUCUCAGGCACAGCUUUUAGGGGAACUCACAUGAAGCCAGCCAUGUAUAAAGCUUAAAGAGGGAGGAGAAGGGGCAGAAUAAUCUUUUCACAGAGUAGGAUUGUAAAACCACCAAGCGCGCUGGGGUCCUAUUUGGGGUGUGCAGUGAUGUGUUGAAAGUAAACCCUCCAGCCACUUUAUAUCUUCUGUCACAACUUCGAGCCUCUCAGCUGUGGUCACAAACUAUACGGGUAGGGAUUUAAUCUUGAAUGGGCUUUUGCCAGAUGAAUUUGAUGAAAAGAAAAAGGCAUGGAAAUGAGAGAAUACACAAAGCAGUCACUAUAAUGAAACAUCAUGGAAUUAAGCAGAACAAGGAGGCAAGUGAGGAUAUGAGGAGAUAUAUAUAUAUAUCACGUAUGUUAAUAUAUCCUUAUAUAUACAAUCCCAUUAUAUAUAAAUAAUCUUUGCAUUUAUACACACAUAUAUGUUAUCUUUGCAUAUACAGUAAAACCUUGGAUUGCGAGUAACUUGGUAACUUGUUCUGCAGGUGUUCCACAAGACGAGCAGCCACUUCUAAUAAAUUUUAACUUGAUAAGUGAGCCAUGUCUUGCAAUAAGAGUAGUACGUGACACCACAUGUCACAUGAUCACAACUGAGCUAAGGGCUCUUGAAAUUCACUUUGAUAUAUGAGUGCUUUGGAUUACAACCAUGUCUCUGGAACGAAUUAUGUUUGCAAACCAAAGUUUCACUGUAUUUUGUAUCUUUAUAAAGAAAGACACAAAGGUGGUAAAGUCAUGGAUUGAGACCAGAGAGAACUGAUACUGGGGUUUAGAACACAAGCAUGAGAGUGUGGCUGGGGCGCCGGGGAGUAGAAAUGAAAGAUUGUUGGAGGUGAGAAGGUCAUAGAGUUCAGGGAGCAAGGUGUGGAAUGGACCACUAUUCUUCAAGGUUGUUAAGUCACCAAGAAUGGUGUCAGGAAUAAACAUGGAGAGCCAGAUGCUGGAGUCAUUAAUGAACAAAGGAGAGUAAGUUGGUAGAUAACAGUGGCAGGUAGUAAAGUGUGCCCUGAAUUUUGAAGGAUGGGAGUUUUGAAGGAGGAGUGAAGAGAACUGAAUUACAGGUACAAUGGGACAGCUAUCCCACCCUUGAGCCUUCAUGAAGCCCAAAUAACCUCCACUUGAGAGUCUGUGGAUGAGGUGGCAUUUGCAGAGCACAGCCAACUUUCCAUUAGGGCAAGAUAGGAAGACACCUUACAACAAAAGACACAGGGCACAGAUAGAGGCAUUUGCUGCUGAUGACAGAUCCUGUGUGUCGGGAUGAAUAGUACAUAAAAGUUGGGAACGUGGACAAGGAGUAAGAAACAGAGACAACACUUGCCUUGUAGGAUUAUUGUCAAUUGGAGAGAUAAGUUUAUAUAAGUGGCCAGUAGCCUUCUGGUGAAGGUGAUGAGGAUGAUGGUGAUGAUGGUGAUGAUGGUGAUGAUGGUGAUGAUGGUGGUCAUGGUGAUGAUGGUGGUCAUGGUGGUCAUGGUGAUGAUGGUGGUCAUGGUGAUGAUGGUCAUGAUGGUCAUGAUGGUGGUCAUGGUGAUGAUGGUGAUGAUGGUGGUCAUGGUGAUGAUGGUGGUCAUGGUGAUCAUAGUGAUGAUGGUGAUGAUGGUGAUGAUGGUGGUCAUGGUGUUGAUGGUGAUGAUGGUGAUGAUGGUGGUCAUGGUGUUGAUGGUGGUCAUGGUGAUGAUGGUGAUGAUGGUGGUCAUGGUGAUGAUGGUGAUGAUAGUGGUCAUGGUGAUGAUGGUGAUGAUAGUGGUCAUGGUGAUGAUAGUGAUGAUGGUGGUGAUGGUGAUGAUGGUGGUGAUGAUGGUGAUGAUGGUGGCGAUGAUGGUGAUGAUGGUGGUCAUGGUGAUGGUGGUGAUGAUGGUGGUGAUCAUGGUGAUCAUGGUGGUGAUCAUGGUGAUCAUGGUGGUGAUCAUGGUGAUCAUGGUGAUGACAUUAAUGGUGGUGAUGGUGAUGAUAAUGAUCGCAAGAAGAGCAAGAGCUAAAGAUGAAUUAUAGGUAGAGUCAGGAGAAGCACAGUCUAGGAAUCAAGUGUCCUUGAGUCUCAUCCUGGCUCUGCUAUCUACUAGCUGUAUGGCCUGGAACAAAUCAAUCACCUUUCCUCUCUGGACCAUGGUUGCUUCAUCUAUAAAAUGACAGGGUUGGAUAACAUCAGUGGCUGUCAACUCGGAAGUGGCAGAGUGGUCAUACAUACAAUAGAGGUGAUAAUUCCCUUAAAUACUUUUUCAAAGUGUAUAUUUGCUUCCCCCAAGUUCCCCUAACCCCUACCCCACCAUCCCAAGAGGUCAAAUCUUAUUCUCUGGGGUUAAGGACCCUGAACAGGCAUUUUUAAAAAGUCCUCCAGGUGAUUUAAUAAAUGCUCCCCUCACCCCCAGCCCUGUUUUCUUUCUUUAGGGAAUUGCUGUGCCAAGAAGCUGGUCUUUCCUUUCUCACAUGUCAUUGCCCAGAAAGUGAUAGUGGGAAAGAUGUGGUUUGUCAGGCAGAGCUGGGCCAGAGCAUUUAUCAAAAGGACCAGAUGCCCUGAGCUCUGCCCUUGGUGGGCAGAUGGCCAGAGAGUAGGCAGGGUUAUUUUUAUAGCUUUGUUCUUUGGGCAUUUCCCCAUUGGAAUGCAUAAGAAUGAGAACUGAAUCAGCACAGGUCAGUUUUGUUGCUAUUGUUUUUGGGGUUUUGUCGAUUAUCAGACCACACCGUGCUGUAGGCCAGCCUAGGCUUUGACUAACUUUGAGCAGGGCGGCCCCUCGGCCAGUCAUCAGGGGGAAACCUAGGAAGUCCACACACAGUGGUGGUAGUGAACCCAGCACACCACACACAGGCCUAUGUCAAGCCCCCUUGUAUCCUCAAUACCUAGAAAUACACUCAGCACAUAGAAGGGAUGCAACAAAUACUUGUCAAACUGAAAUAUAAGGGAAGGCAGCAAUAGAUCAAAAGGAUAGCAGUUUGGGGGCACCUGGGUGGCUCAGCCAGUUAAGUGUCUGAUUUCAGCUCAGGUCGUGAUCUCACAGUUUAUGGGUUCGAGGCCCGCAUCAGGCUCUGUGCUGACAGCUCAGAGCCUGGAGCCUGCUUCAGAUUCUGUGUCUCCCUCUCUCUU